AUGCCACGACUCAAGAAACUUGUUGUGGCCAUCUCGCCGGCCACAUUAAUACACGAAAUCCAGACGACCAGCGGCAAGCGGACGCCUGCAGACACUUCGACAGUGGUCUCCAGUAUCAGUGAAAGAGACGCCGCUGUCUUUGAUCAUGAUCAGCAACGGCUGCAAACGACGGCCAAGGGGGACAUUGUGUCAGAAGAUGGUGACAAGCAGCCUGUUGACUCGGACGAAAACGCAGCGACAGAAACACACCAGAAAGAAGGAGCGCGGCUUGGUGCAAGUGGAAGAAGUAUCAGCGACGAAUAUGACGACGGGCAUCGGGGCGACUCGUCGUUCCGUAGCACCAGGGAUCCUCAUCAAGAUGAUGUCGUAGCUCAGAGGAGCACUCGAAGACAUGAUCCUUCGUCAUCAGAGGCGAGAAGCACCUCCUCCUCUUCGAGGAGCGGAGACCAACAGACAAGGCGGCAUCGAAAGAGGAGUCAGAUGUCAUCAGCAUCAAGUAGAAGAAUAUCAUCAAAAAUGAUUGAACAUGACCAAGAGCAAGAAACAGUGGAUACUACUAGUAGUAGUACGCCACUCGGAGUGCAAACGACACCAGGCGCAUCAGAACAACUGCUCGAACUAGGAGUUAGAAGUUCCUCAAGGGCCAGCGGGGAAAGUGCAGCGUCGCACGUACAGGCAACGACGAGUAAAAGUGUUGUAACUGCUCCGGACCCCACACAUUUUCUGAAAAGCUCGUCCACCUUCGCUUUUCUGUUCGGGUACCUAGCGACCUUGGGCUUUUUCGGGAUGGUGAAGGGCUACAACGAGCGCGAAACCGAAAAUCAGCGCAUAAAGCAACAGAAUCUCGAGAUCGAAGAGGAAGGUUUGAAUGCCAGACUUGUCUACAUCUCAAAUGACGGCGACAGGGACAGGAGCGGGAAUAGCACGCAUGCUGCGUCAACAUCGAGGGAUGCAGCGCCACAACCAAAAGCACGCCUAAAAAGAUAG
Molecule: messenger RNA, 987 nt
Organism: Amoebophrya sp. A25
Lineage: Eukaryota; Dinophyceae; Syndiniales; Amoebophryaceae
Source: the annotation of a GenBank genome assembly